AACACAGCUGAGGUCACCUCCCUGAGAACUAAGAGGAUGAACUAAAUGACCAGAUUAGAUUUUCAAGGAAAAUCUAAAAUAACACUGAGUUCCUUCCUCCUGGCCCUUCACUCACAGUCCACAGUGACCCACACGUUCUCUCCCUUGAGAGACAAAAUGAGGCAGAUGGAAUUCAUGAAGACUGUCAAGAUGCUGGAUGAGUUUGGUGUAGAAGGCUUUUGUCCUACAGGGAGACUGCAUGUGUGUUUGGUGCCCGUUUAUAGCAAUAACAACAAGAGCUACCCAUCUGAUCUGAGGUCGGGCAGCAUGCUGAGUGCUUAAUGCACAGUACCGCAUUUAACCCUCCCCUGCCAAAACCCUGUGAGGUGGGCAAUUGUCCUCAUUUUGCUAAUGAGAACACUGAAGCUCAGAAAGUCACUUGCUUUAGAGAAUUAUAACAAUAAUAAUGAAAGCAAUAAGGCUGUUUUUUACUGCAGGCUUCUUCUGAGCCAAUACUGAGGUGUGGAUAUUGCAUUCAUGAUUUGAUUUAAUUCUCACAAGUCCUGUUGAGGGCAUGACAUAUUUUUUACUCCUAAUAGGGCAGCACCUUAUUAAUCUUUCAGCCAAAUUUGCUAAUGUCAAAAUAAUAUAUAUGCCUUAAUUUAUUGAACAUAUUAGAAUUCUUAAAACCCUUCAUCCUUCUCUAUUCUCUACUGAUAUUCUUAUAAUUCUUUAUUUUGAUAUAAUUUCCAAUUUAUGGAAAAGUCCUGGGAAUAGUACAAGGGACUUCCAUAUGCCCUUUGCCCUGAUUUACCAACUGUUUACAGUUUUACCCCAUUUAUUUUAUCAUUAUCUCUCCCCCAUCUCUUACGUGUAUCUUAAUACUUUUUCCAAAACCUUUGAUGGUAAAUUUGAGACAUACAUCAUGCCUAUUUGCCCCUAAGUACUUCAGUGAGUAUUUUCUAAGAACAAGAGUAUUCUCUUCUAUAACUGCAAUACCUUUAUCAAAGUUAGAAAACAAACAUUGAUUGACAUUAGUGUUUAAUUCGUAGUCUAUAUCCAAAUUUUGUCAAUUGUCCCAAAGUCCUUUACAGCUGUUUUCCCUCCUCUGGUCCAUAAUCUAAUCCAGGAUCAUUUACUAUACAUUUGGCCACCAAGUCUGUCUCCUUCAUAAACAAACAAUUCCUAAGGUUUUGUCUUUUUGAUUUUUGCAUUUUUGAAGAGUUUUGGACAGGGAUUUAAUUUGCUUUAUCUGAUGUUUCUUCAUGGUGUGAUUCAAGUUAUAUGUUUUUGGCAGGAAUAACCCAAAAGUGAAGUUAUAUCUUUCUUGGUUCAUCAUAUUAUGAAGCAAAUAAUGUUGGCUUGUUCCAAUACUGAUAAUAACUUUAAUGACUUCAUUAAGGUGGUAUCUGCCAGGUUUUUCUAAAGUUAGUAUUUUUCCUUUUGUAAUUAACAAAUAAGUUAUGGGAAGAUAAUUUCAGGAUAUGUAGUAUUCUGUCUUUAAAUUUUACUCACUAAUUUUAACAUUCACUGAUAAUUUCAAUCUUUCUGAAUUUGUUAGUGGGUAUUGUACUGUAAAUCAAUGUUUUGUAUUUACUAAUUGGCAUUCUGUAAAUAAGAGCUUUUCCUUCCAAUUAUUUAUUUGUUCAUUUAUUUAUUGGUCUCUAUAUGGACUUGAACAUUCUUAAUUUAUUCAAUGGGAUAUAAUUAUUUACUAUAAUUAUUUUGAUGCUCAAUAUUUCUGUAUUUGAACAGUGGGAGCUCCUUCAAGCUGGCUUGUGGGUCCUUUUGACAUGAAGGUCUCUUAAUCACUAAACCAUUAUAUAUAUGUGGUAUACAUAUACCUUAAUAAUCAUACUAUACCAUCUACUGGGGCACUUUCAAUAUUUCUGAAGAGCCCAGACAAGUCUGAUAAUAAUUACACAAAACAAAGAACAGAAGUUAAACUUUAUAGAUUCUUUUUCUGCCGGGCAACAUGCCAUCCAUUUCUUGUGCUCUAUUUUAUUAAAGCAUAACAAAAAUCUUAUUUUACUGAUGAGGAAAUCAAGGCACACACCAAAGGUCAAGUAAUUGGCCAAGAUAACUAAGCUAGCAAGCAGCUGAAUCAAGAUCUGAACACAGGUUCCAGGCCUGUGGUGUUACUGCAGCAUGGCCUAGUUGGAGGUGCUAGCAACUGGAUUUCCAACCUGCCCAACAAUAGCCUGGGCUUCAUUCUGGCAGAUGCUGGUUUUGACGUGUGGAUGGGGAACAGCAGGGGAAACGCCUGGUCUCGAAAACACAAGACACUCUCCAUAGACCAAGAUGAGUUCUGGGCUUUCAGUUAUGAUGAGAUGGCUAGGUUUGACCUUCCUGCAGUGAUAAACUUUAUUUUGCAGAAAACGGGCCAGGAAAAGAUCUAUUAUGUCGGCUAUUCACAGGGCACCACCAUGGGCUUUAUUGCAUUUUCCACCAUGCCAGAGCUGGCUCAGAAAAUCAAAAUGUAUUUUGCUUUAGCACCCAUAGCCACUGUUAAGCAUGCAAAAAGCCCCGGGACCAAAUUUUUGUUGCUGCCAGAUAUGAUGAUCAAGGGAUUGUUUGGCAAAAAAGAAUUUCUGUAUCAGACCAGAUUUCUCAGACAACUUGUUAUUUACCUUUGUGGCCAGGUGAUUCUUGAUCAGAUUUGUAGUAAUAUCAUGUUACUUCUGGGUGGAUUCAACACCAACAAUAUGAACAUGAAUACUCAUGGUUUGUUACAGAGCCGAGCAAGUGUAUAUGCUGCCCACACUCUUGCUGGAACAUCUGUGCAAAAUAUUCUACACUGGAGCCAGGCAGUGAAUUCUGGUGAACUCCGGGCAUUUGACUGGGGGAGUGAGACCAAAAAUCUGGAAAAAUGCAAUCAGCCAACUCCUGUAAGGUACAGAGUCAGAGAUAUGACGGUCCCUACAGCAAUGUGGACAGGAGGUCAGGACUGGCUUUCAAAUCCAGAAGACGUGAAAAUGCUGCUCUCUGAGGUGACCAACCUCAUCUACCAUAAGAAUAUUCCUGAAUGGGCUCACGUGGAUUUCAUCUGGGGUUUGGAUGCUCCUCACCGUAUGUACAAUGAAAUCAUCCAUCUGAUGCAGCAGGAGGAGACCAACCUUUCCCAGGGACGGUGUGAGGCCGUAUUGUGAAGCAUCUGACACUGACGAUCUUAGGACAACCUCCUGAGGGAUGGG
Molecule: messenger RNA, 3173 nt
Organism: Homo sapiens (human)
Lineage: Eukaryota; Metazoa; Chordata; Mammalia; Primates; Hominidae
Gene: LIPM
Product: lipase family member M
Exons: 8
Coding region: 2220-3128 (302 amino acids)
Cellular component (GO): extracellular region
Molecular function (GO): hydrolase activity, acting on ester bonds; lipase activity; carboxylic ester hydrolase activity
Source: RefSeq, a predicted model, not a curated record